CGGUCACACUUGAACAUUUCCAUUGCUGACCGAGAUUGAAAAACAAAAACAGUAGAAGCGACGAGCGAAUCGAACCAAACCAAGAAUGGAUUUGCAGCAGCUGGAAGAGCAGGCGCGCCAGGCGGCGCUCAAGGACAUACAGAACAUGCUGCAGCGACCGGGUCAACUAGAGAAGGUGGAGCAGUACCGUCACCGCAUCGCCCGAAAGAAGGCUUCCGUGGAGGCGCUGCUCAAGACCGGGAUGCAGGGCCAACUGGACGGGGUCAGAGUAGGUCUUAAGCAGCUGGAGACCUGCAUGCAGGACGUGCGCGAGGUGAGGCGCCGAAUGGACGAGGUGGAGCGCCUGCUGCAGGGCGUGCCCGAGGUCUAUGACGCACUGGAGGUCGUCCGGGAGGAGAACACGAAGCACUCGCAGUACGCCACGGCCAUGGAGAACCUGAAGCAUAUCUUCAACGUGGACGCCAGCGUCCAAAAGACGAUGGCACUGAUCGAAGACGACAAGCUGCUCAAUGCCCACCAGUGCCUGGCGGAUCUGGAGAACUCUCGCGAUGAUCUCCUCUACGAGCUGCACAAGCAGCCCAAGCAGCACGCCUCCGACAAGAUCACGUUGAAGCGCCACUUCGAGAAGGUGGACACCGUGUCCCAGGAACUGGAGAAGAAGCUGCGCCUGAUCCUCAGCCGCACGCUGAACACUCUGCGCAAGAAGCCCACGAUUAUAGUCACCGCCCUUCGAAUCAUAGAGCGGGAGGAGAAGAACGACCAGUUCGCCCUGCAGCAGCAGAAGGUCACGGGCUUCCUGCCGCCCGGAAGACCCAAGGCGUGGCGUCGCAUGAUCAUGGACGUGCUGCAGCAGUCGGUGGUCACGCGCAUCGAGGGCUCCAAGCUGGAGGAGCGGGCGGACAACAAGAUGUGGCUGGUGCGCGACCUGGAGAUCCUGCGCCAAAUCAUCCUCGAGGAUCUACGCGUGGUGAAGUCACUGUGCGUACCCUGCUUUCCGCCGCACUACGAUAUAUUCGGGGAGUACGUCAAGUUCUAUCACGAGGGACUUUCCAGCUAUUUGGACACCAUUGUACGCUCUGGUCUGGAGGGCAACGAAUAUGUAUCAAUGAUGGCCUGGGUCACACAUACGUAUCCGGGCGUGGAGUUGAUGUCCCACCCCGAUCUCAACGUGGAUGUGCAUCGAUUGAUAGGAACCCUGCUGCGGCCGGAACAUCUCAAGGCGCUGGAGGAUGAGUAUCUGCAGAACAUGCAACGCAAUUUCCAGGAAUGGAUGACCAAGGCCGCAGAGACGGAGAAGCAGGAGUGGUUCACCGAGACGGUGCCGGAUCAGGAUGAGGAGUACUAUCACACGUCGGCGCCGGUUAUCAUAUUCCAGAUGAUCGAUCAGCAUCUGCAAGUGACGAACACCAUUCACCAGGAGCUGACGUUCAAGGCGCUGGUGAUGAGCAUCCAGCAGGUGGAGAUCUUUGGCCAGUCGUACCUGAAAAAUGUGAUCGAGCUGAAGGACCACCAUUUCCGCAAUCGGGACCAGAUUAAGUACUUCACUCACUACAUCAUCACCAUCGUAAACAACAGCCAGCAGAUGGUGGAGUUGGCCCAGCAGAUGAAGCAGCUCUACUGGCCAAAGUCGCGCUCUGAGCACUACGAGGAUUUCGAGCGCCUCCUGGCCACGUUCCAGCGAAUCCGGGCUCACGCCGCCAGCUACCUGUUGGAGGAGGCCUUCCUGGACAUGGAGUGCCACUUCAACGAUCUCUUCACCGCCAAGUGGCUGGCCAGCAACAUUGCCGUGGACACAAUCUGCGUGACGCUGGACGAUUACUUCCAGGACUACAACCACCUGCGGCCCAAUAACUUCGAGAUGGUCAUCAACGAGGCACAGAAACUGCUAGCCAAGCGCUACAUCCGGGCUCUGCUCUCCAAGCGGCUGUCAAAGCCACGGGCCGAAUGCGAUGCCAUCACCCGAAAAAUCAAAACAGAGGCCAAGCGCUUUAAACUCUUCUUCGAGAAGAUCGCACCGAAGAUUUCCCUGAGCGACUCUCCGCUAGAUCUCAUAUCCACGCUAUCAGCACUGCUCAGCUCGGACAUUGAGCUCCUGGUUCUGGACUUGCACACGUUACUGGGCAGUUAUCCGUCUCUAAACGAAGACCACCUGGUGCGCCUCUUCUACAUUCGUAACGAUGUGAAGGCGGCCGAAGUGCGAGAAAAGGUUCAGGAUGCCAUGAAGUCGAAGAAGGCUAUGGUCAGCAUUGCCAAACAGGACUGCAUCUUCAAGGAGAUCGUAUUCAGCGACAAACUGUGGUAGACCCUGGAGUCCAUCCCCUCACCCAUUCCGCAUGAUUAUUUUUGUCAGUAUCGUAUAUACUCCUAAACUGGGAUUGUAAUAUCUAUACAUAUAAUGUACUCUAUCAAUAUCAAUGAAUAAAUUAUUAUUUUAUUAACCAUA
Drosophila elegans is the source of this 2443-nucleotide messenger RNA. RefSeq names its product exocyst complex component 3 (gene Sec6). Gene Ontology annotation, biological process: exocyst localization; exocytosis. Gene Ontology annotation, cellular component: exocyst. Lineage: Eukaryota; Metazoa; Arthropoda; Insecta; Diptera; Drosophilidae. Bases 86 to 2302 code for a protein of 738 amino acids. Gene Ontology annotation, molecular function: SNARE binding. The transcript is spliced from 2 exons. The record is from RefSeq and is a predicted model, not a curated record.